AUGAAAAGGAAAGUGAAACCAUUUUCCAAUAGAAAGAUAUGGCACAUUAAUUCAACAGCAGUUGGAGGAGGUGUUGCAGAAAUGUUGUUAAGAUUAUGUGGUACAAUGAAUGAAGUUGGCUAUACUGCAUCGUGGUUAACAAUCAAUACAGAUGAUGAAAUGUUUUUCAGUGUAACUAAAAAGAUUCACAAUUUCAUUCAUGGCAGUGGAGAAGAUCGUGACUUUACAUCUGAGGAUCGAAUUGUUUACGAAAAUGUGAAUAGAGAGAAUGCCAAUAGUGAGGGCUUCCUGACUGGUAGUAUUAUCAGUGAGGGUGAUAUUGUGAUAUUACAUGAUCCUCAACCUUUGGGAUUAGUAAAGAGCAUUCGUGAAGUAUUUGGAAAUAGAGUGAAGGUCAUAUUCAGAUGUCAUAUUGGAUUGGAUGAACAUAAUUUUCAAACAAGAUGUGCUUGGAAUUUCCUUCAGCCAUAUAUUCAAAUGGUUGACCAUUCAAUUUUUACUUCACCAGAGUAUGCUCCUUCAUAUUUGAAGAAUAACUUUUCAAUUAUUUAUCCAAGUUUAUCACCAUUCAAUCCAAAGAAUCAACAUUUAUCAACCAAUGAAAUUAUGAAUAUUCUAGUUCAAUCUGGGUUGACUAGAUGUGAAGAAGAAUUUGAGUGGAAAUCCAAAUAUCCACACAAAGUUAAGAGAUUAUUCAGAGAUCCAUAUCUAUUAGGCAUUCCAUUCAAUCCAAUUGUCACUCAAAUAAGUAGAUGGGACAGAUUGAAAGGUUGGAUUCCACUCAUGAAAGGUUGGUUGAGAAUGAAACAAAAUCUUGAAACAAUGUCAGAGAAAUUAACAGAAGAAGAAAUGAAAUUAUUAAAGAGAGUCAAGCUAGGUAAGUUAAUUCUUUGA
Molecule: messenger RNA, 894 nt
Organism: Naegleria gruberi
Lineage: Eukaryota; Heterolobosea; Eutetramitea; Acrasida; Naegleriidae
Exons: 4
Coding region: 1-894 (297 amino acids)
Source: RefSeq, a predicted model, not a curated record